AUGGACUACCUGCUCUCCGGCUUAGCUGUUCUAUUGACGUACUGGACUGGCCUUGUCAUCUAUCGACUCUACCUCAGCCCAUUGGCGCAUCUGCCUGGUCCUCGCCUUGCUGCUGCAACAUCAUGGUACCACACCUAUCACGAUCUCGUACGCGGUGGCCAGUAUGUCUUUGUUAUAGAAGAAAUGCAUCGCAAGUAUGGUCCGAUCGUGAGAGUCAGGCCAGAUACGGUGCACGUCUCGGACCCACGUUUCAUCGAGAAGCUGUACACCCAAUCACCUAAACAAAGACGAGAGCGAUACUACACUAUACUCCAGCUUUUGCAGGCUCCUGGUAGUAUUUUGGCGACCAACGACCACGAUGCGCAUCGACAGCGGCGAGCAGUGCUGAACCCAUACUUCUCGCAGCAGAAUGUGCGUCGACUGGAGCCAUUGAUUAACGAUGUCCUUGCGAACCUCUUGCGGCGAUACGAAGGAUGGGCUGCGGAAGGUGCAACCGUGCAGAUGAAUACCGUGUUCCGAGCCGCGACGAAGGACAUCAUCCAAGCAUACGCUCUUGGUGAGGGACAGAAGCUGCUGGACAAGGAGGACUGUGACGCUGCCUUCUUUGAUGUGAUGACUCCGCAGAGGAUCAGUUAUCUUGGAACGCACUUCUACUGGUUGGCAUUGAUGUUAGCGAGAAUGCCUCCCGCGAUCAUGAUACGGUUGGUACCUCGUAUCGCUGUGUUCAUCCACUUCAUGGAGGAUCUUACAGCGAAGAUCGAGACCAUACGAAGUGCCAAAGAACAUCCUGAAGGCAAGACGAUAUUCCACGAAAUUAUGCGAAGCAAGGAUCUGCCACCGUCAGAGAAAGAGACUCAACGCCUUGCCGAUGAAGCUAUGGUAAUCCUCAUAGCUGGUUCCGAGACCACCGCUUCGACCCUGACGGCCAUAAUGUACCACAUGCUGAGUGACCGAAAGAUGCUCGAUCGCCUGAAGUCAGAGCUUAGGACUGUUAUGUCUGAUAGCGAAAGCUCAAUACCCAGCGCUGCAAAUAUCGACAAUCUGCCAUACUUGAAUGCCAUCAUACAGGAAGCUAUUCGAUUAUAUCCUGGUGCCUCCCACCGCCAAGAUCGAUGCGCGCCGGACGAGGACCUUACUUAUGUGAACCACGCGACCGGGCAGCGAUAUGUUAUACCCGCUGGCACAGGUGUAGGCAUGACGGCACCCAUCACUAAUCGCGACAGAACUAUCUACGGCGCAACUGCGGAUGAGUUCAUACCGGAUCGUUACCUUGAGGACCCUAAGCUGCGGAAAUGGCAGUUCUCAUUCUCGAAAGGUACUCGGCAAUGUAUCGGCAUGAACCUCGCGUACCAGGAGCUGCAGACUCUCAUUGCAGGUAUUUUCCACAAGUACGAUCUGUAUGACCCGACGAAGGAGAAACAGAGUGGUCCGACGCUGGAGUUGUACAAGACAGAGAAACGCGACAUUGCAAUGUAUGCUGACUACAUGACACCUGCUCCACCCCCAGGCAGUCAAGGACUGCGGGUAGUGAUCCGGCAUUGA
Messenger RNA from Fulvia fulva, 1542 nucleotides. RefSeq names its product Cytochrome P450 monooxygenase astB. Gene Ontology annotation, molecular function: oxidoreductase activity, acting on paired donors, with incorporation or reduction of molecular oxygen; monooxygenase activity; heme binding. The transcript is spliced from 2 exons. The record is from RefSeq and is a predicted model, not a curated record. NCBI's taxonomy places the organism in Eukaryota, Fungi, Ascomycota, Dothideomycetes, Mycosphaerellales, Mycosphaerellaceae. Bases 1 to 1542 code for a protein of 513 amino acids.